UGGAACCUCAAUUGCAAGUGAUAUUAAUAUGUCAAUAGCAGAGAUUGUCAGAACAUUCAAGCACUCUUACUCUGGUGUUGCUACCCAUGUUGGCAAUACUGAUAGUGGUCAUCUACAAUUUGCUGCUCUACUGCUUGUUACUGCACCUGUUUCAUUAAUAUUAAGAACAUUUGAUGACUUUGAGGAAUUUUUGAUUCAAGGCAUCCAACACAUAUGA
Molecule: messenger RNA, 217 nt
Organism: Paraglomus brasilianum
Lineage: Eukaryota; Fungi; Glomeromycota; Glomeromycetes; Paraglomerales; Paraglomeraceae
Source: the annotation of a GenBank genome assembly